Messenger RNA from Elaeis guineensis (African oil palm), 2487 nucleotides. RefSeq names its product protein CHLOROPLAST IMPORT APPARATUS 2. Gene Ontology annotation, molecular function: protein binding. Lineage: Eukaryota; Viridiplantae; Streptophyta; Magnoliopsida; Arecales; Arecaceae. The record is from RefSeq and is a predicted model, not a curated record. Gene Ontology annotation, cellular component: nucleus. Gene Ontology annotation, biological process: regulation of DNA-templated transcription.
CCCACUCCCUCCCCUCCUUGCUUCUCCCGCUCCACUGCGAGAUUUCGACAACUUUCCUCCUUUCUCUUUGCAGUCUCGAGAUUGCCGACUCUUUCGUCCUUCUCUUCCCUCUUUCUUUCUUUCUUUCUGGGCGUUUCUUUCUGUUUUACUGUUGGCAUGGAUUCGUAUCCUUCAGCUAUUCCAUUUUGAGCUUCCGGGUGAAAUCCUUCUCGAUUCCUUGCCUAUCUCCUUUGGAAUUUUCUGAAUUCUUUCUGGAUUUCUUUAAGAAGCGCUUGCUCUGUUUCUUCUCCGAAACCGGGAGUCUUCUGCGGCGAUUUUGGGAUUGGAAAAAAGUUCCCUUUUUGAUCAUCGGUUCCUUUCGUUAACUCGUUUUCAGGUGUGAAUUUCGCGUCUCGGAGAGGAAUUAGGCUUCGGGGACACCGGGAUUCGGUCGUGGUUUUUUUUUUUUCUAAUCCCCACCUUUCCCUCUCUUUCUUCUUUCUUUUCUUUUGUUUUUUUCCCCUUCUUUUGGUGGUGGUGGCAGCUGGUAGGGUUUUUAUGGGGUUUAAUAGGUUUUAAAGAAACCAUUCCAUUCCCAAGGUUUAAUUUUUCUUAUAUUUUUCAUUGAAUUGGAUUGGGGUUGCCCCAACAGCAACUUAUGAAUACCAUAUAUUUUCUGUGAAGGUGGGGUUUUAGGGUUUUAGCAAAGUGGAAAUUUUGCAUCCAUUUCUCCGUUUCCUUCUUCAUCUGAAGGUUUCUGAUAACUAGAGGAAGACAACUGCAUCUGGGUUUAGGGUUUUAGGACCAUCUGGUUUGAUGUCCAGUCCCAUCCCCAUCCAACUGAUAGGAUUCUAAGCUCCAUAGACUCUGCAAUCACUAUUCUAUAGCUUCUUCAAGAAACGAUGUCUUCGUGCCUCAGCGGCGGCAGCCGACCCUAUGGAUUCGAUCUCGAUAUCGUGAAAUCCUCCUCCUCCUCCUCAGCCCGGUCCUCCCACACCUCCUCUCCUUCCUCCACCCUCUCGGAGUCGAGCCACUCCUCGCGCACCAUCUCCAUCAAGAGGGCUCGAACGCCUCGUAAAAGGCCUCACCAGACCUACAAUGAGGCUGCCGCCCUCCUCUCCACCGUAUACCCUAACAUCUUCUCCACCAAGAGCUCCAGGAACAUCUCCAAGCAAGCCAAGCUAUUCGACUCCUUUCCCGAAUCUUGCUCUGAACUCCUCCCUCCCUUCCCCGUCCCCAGCGAUGCCGCAUUCCUCAUCCGCGAGUCGUCCCCUGAGAAACCAGCCGUUCGAAUCGAGCCCAAGCUGAAGAGUUCCUUCGAGAAGAAGUGCACGGGCUCGGUGAGAAAUGAAUUCCAAGAGCCCUCCUCUCCUGACCCUCUUGAGGAGGACUUUGAUGCGGAAUCUAUCCUCGAUGAGGAGGUCGAAGAGGGCAUCGAUAGCAUCAUGGGCAACCUUAGCAUGAACACCACCACCAAUGCCGACAACAAGGACGAAUGCGCCGAUUACAAUUCCCACAUCAAUCCCUACCUUCGGAGCCUGAUGGGGUUCGGCUUAGGCAGCAAGUUCGAGCUCGGCUUUGGAUUUCAGUUCCGAAGAGACGUGCAGCGGGCAUUGAGGCAUUCCGAUGAUGGGGAAUGGUGGAGGUCUCCGGCUGUUCCCAUGCAAGAGAUUGUCCCUAAAUUUAAGACCUCGACGCCGUCAUCGGAGAAGAAGAAGAAGAAGAAAAAGAAGGUGGAGAAGGAGGAAGUGGGGGACAUGCAGACCACCACCACAAUCACCAUCACCACGACCACCAAACAGGAGAACUUGAAGUCUGGUUUGGGCCUCAAAUUGAACCAUGAGGAGGUCCUCCAAGCAUGGUCUGGCCAUGGGUCCGUAUUUGCCGAAGGGCCCGACUCGCCUCAUUCCUCUGCCGAAGCUCUUGCUAAGCUAGCAGACAUCGAUCUGUUUCCAGAGGCCGGCAGCGGCGCCGGUGGGAUGCGGGAGGCGAGUGUGCUAAGGUACAAGGAGAAGCGGAGGAGCCGACUCUUCUCCAAGAAGAUCCGCUACCAGGUCCGAAAGGUGAAUGCCGACCAACGGCCCCGGAUGAAGGCAAGUGGUCGGUUUGUUAAAAGGCCUUCUCUUCUCCAGCAAGCGUUAGAGGAAGAGAGCCAAUAGAUGCAUGUCUUUGGAGGAAUACAGUACUUUUGUUCAAGCUUGUGAAGUUUUUGAUAUGGAUGGAAUAGAGAGAAGCUUUUUGAUGAAUUUUGAGAGGCACCAAAAUGGGAGGUUUGAACUUUGAAGUGAAUGUGGAGAAAAGAAUUAAAUUCAAUAAAUUUUGCCUUAUAUUAUUCUUAAAACUUUUCUUUAUUUGCUACUAGUUCUUUAUUAUCUGGCGGUUUAGGAGUGGAUGUUAGGCGCCAAGCAUCUGUGUUUAUGUAAUGGUGUGGUUAUAGAGGGAAAGCUCAUCUCAUCAUUUUCUUGCAACCAAUUUAGUGUUAUCAACUUAUCAUACUGGUUGGCUGGG